Molecule: messenger RNA, 558 nt
Organism: Priapulus caudatus
Lineage: Eukaryota; Metazoa; Priapulida; Priapulimorpha; Priapulimorphida; Priapulidae
Exons: 4
Coding region: 1-558 (185 amino acids)
Cellular component (GO): membrane
Molecular function (GO): wide pore channel activity
Source: RefSeq, a predicted model, not a curated record
AUGUGGAAGGAGGGCUAUCGCUAUCACGACACGGAGGACACGCCGCCCAACAACGACUGGAGUGACGAACUUCACUUCUUCGGCUAUUACGGGCGGAACAACAUGGAGCAGCACUUCUGUAUGAAGGUUCAGCCGACGACAUCAAAAGACCGAUGGCCGGUUGGACGGUACUGCAUCUUCCGGGCGGCCGGCAGUCCUUGUCCGGUCGGUCUGUCGGAGGGCUGGAUCUACUGGGAUGACGAGUCAUUAGGCAACGACAAUGAGGUAGCAGGCGUAGUACCGCACGGGGUAUACGACAGCAACACGAAAAUCUGGUACUGUUGCAAGAGUGAUGGCAACACAGAUGAUCCCAUUGCUCUUCCUACAGAGAAACCGUUCUAUUUGUUCAAGCACGGGGACGCAUGCCAGCAGGUUCGCGGCAUGACUGUCUCAGAGGAAUGGUUCGAGUGGGACUGUGAGGAUGACAUAUUUCCGAAGAGCGACUACUACGGCUCGGUUCCAACGAGCGAAAUCGACAGGAAUGUGAAGAUAUACUACUGUUACUACGACCGAGAGUAG